AUGGAGAAAUCAGGGGUCUUCAUGGUCUCAAAGAUGAUCCCAUCAUCCAUCAGGGUUGAGGUGUUUGGAAUGAGGGGUACAUUGAGACUCCAACUGGCCUGUUUCUGGGCAGUAAUGAUUUGGAGUGAUGUUAGUUUCCAACAUCCCCAGGACACAGAGCGGUACCAAUACACAGCGUCAGUCUUUGCUCAGCUCCAUCCCACCGAGAUGAAGGCAGUAAGAAACUUCCUGCUGUCCCAGAAACACCUCAACCUUUCAACUGCCAAAAGUCAGACACUCAAGAAAAAUUAUAUCUUCCUCAUUCAACUGCAAACGCCCAAGAAGCACCAGGUUCUCAGUUUCCUGAGGGGAACUGACUGUGUCCCCCGGCGGAAUGCCAAGGUGGUCAUCUUUUUUGGUGCUGAGCCUGCGCCCAAUGUGACUGAGUUCAUUGUUGGCCCAUUACCAAGACCCACCUAUUACCACGCUGUGCCGCUGAGUGGGAACCGGCCAAUAAAGUAUGCUUCACGCCCAAUAACGAUCCUGGAGUAUACCCUCAUUCAGGAGAAACUGGUGGAGGUAACCAAACCUGCGACCCUCCUCCUGAAGACAUCCAGUGGGUUCUGGUGGAGUAACUGCAGUGACCACUGCCUGACCUUCACCGAUGUUGCCCCCAGGGGUCAGAGGUCAGGAGAUAGGAAGACGUGGUUCAUUCUGCAGCGAGCCGUGGAAGGCUUUUUCAUUCACCCAAUCGGCUUUGAGAUUCUAUUGAACCACGAGUCUCUGAAUCCCCAGGAUUGGCUGGUGGAGAAGGUUUGGUUUCAUGGGCAGUACUUUGACAGUGUGGACCAGCUGGUGUGGAGUUAUAACCUGGGCAAUGUGCACAUUUCCCCACUGCCGGAAUAUCAGAGCGAGGGCCUUUAUUCCAGCUACACACCCAGAGAGCACUUCCAGGGCCGCACUGAGAUUCCCGGGCCCAGACUGUACCAGCCACAAGGGCAGAGGUACACGGUGCGAGGGAACACAGUCCUCUAUUCUGGCUGGAGUUUUGCUUUCAGGAGCCAGGCCACCACUGGGCUCCAACUUUUCAAUGUUCAGUUUAAUGACGAGCCAAUCGCGUAUGAGAUCAGCGUCCAGGAAGCCAUUGCAUUUUACUCUGGCCAGAGUCCAGCGGGAAUGCAGACCAAGUACAUUGACACUGCCUGGGGUAUGGGAACCAUGAACUAUGAGCUGGCAAAAGGAAUUGACUGCCCAGAGAUUGCCACCUACAGAGAUGUUCACCACUUUGUGGACACAGAUCAGCCAAUCCGCUACAAGAACGCUUUGUGUAUAUUUGAAUAUCCCACUGGCGUACCGUUGAGGAGACAUUUCGACAGUAAUUUCAAAGGAAGCUUCAAUUUCUAUGGGGCUCUCGAGGGCCAAGUUUUGGUGAUCAGAACCACCUCCACUGUCUAUAAUUAUGACUAUCUCUGGGACUUCAUCUUCUACCAGAACGGGGUGAUCGAGGUCAAAGUUCACGCCACCGGUUAUAUCCACUCCACCUUCUUCACACCCGACGGAGUAAACUAUGGGACUAAAGUCCAUGGCUACGUCUUGGGUAAUCUCCACACACACCUCAUCCACUACAAAGUGGAUCUGGAUGUGGCAGGAACAGAGAACAGUUUUGAAACCCUUGGGUUGAAGUUGGAGAACAUCAGUAACCCAUGGGUUCCAGGAGAUUUCAUUGUGCAGUCGAGAUUGGAGAGAGUGCUGAGGGAGCGAGAGCGAGCUGCAGCAUUUCCCUUCCAGAAAGUUCUGCCCAGGUACAUGCUGUUCACCAAUCCCAACCAGCAGAACAACUGGCAGAACCAACGAGCCUAUCGCAUCCAACUCAACUCUCAAGCAGAUCACCCACUGCUACCUCGCAACUGGAAGGAGGAGAAAGCAAUCACCUGGGGCAGGUACCAGUUGGCUGUGACUCGCUUCCGAGACAGGGAGGAGACCAGCAGCAGUAUUUAUCUUCAGAAUGACCCAUGGGAUCCAACAGUCACCUUCGAGAACUUCAUCCACAACAAUGAGAACAUCACCUCUCAGGACCUGGUUGCCUGGGUAACUGUUGGCUUCCUACACAUUCCCCAUUCGGAGGAUAUACCCAACACCAGUACGCCUGGCAACGCCGCCGGAUUCUUCUUGCGUCCAUUCAACUUCUUCCAGGAGGACCCCUCCGUGGGCUCACGGAGCACGGUGAUUGUACGGCCCGAUGGUCAGGCCAAGGUGAAGAUUCAGAGAUGGACAUUGAGCUCCCCUGAUGUUUGCCUGUCAGAAAGGCCCUUCACCUAUAACGGCAGCUACUUACUUGACUAA
Messenger RNA from Hemiscyllium ocellatum (epaulette shark), 2322 nucleotides. It is a transcript of the gene aoc1, whose product is annotated as amine oxidase copper containing 1. The coding region runs from base 1 to 2322 and encodes 773 amino acids. Gene Ontology annotation, cellular component: plasma membrane. NCBI's taxonomy places the organism in Eukaryota, Metazoa, Chordata, Chondrichthyes, Orectolobiformes, Hemiscylliidae. The transcript has 5 exons. Gene Ontology annotation, biological process: response to antibiotic; amine metabolic process. The record is from RefSeq and is a predicted model, not a curated record. Gene Ontology annotation, molecular function: quinone binding; diamine oxidase activity; copper ion binding.